GCCGUGCCAGCUCAUAUAAUAUAAAAUAAGCUCGUCCCUCAGCUACGCACGCUCGAUCCCCUCUCGCACGCGUGUCAAACCCUAGCCCCCGCAUGCUCGCACACUCCUCUCUCUCCUCCGCCGGACCUUCGCCGGAAAAUCCAUCCUUUCGCCGGAGCUCUGCCGCUCGUUUCUCCUCUCUUCCCCGCGUUCCCCUUUCCGCGGCCCGGCCUCUGCCGGGAUAUUCUCCCCCAACGACGCCGUGGAGAUCUGCGCCUUUAUCUGUGCAGUUAUAGAAUUCGGAGUUUGGUUCCGAUUCAGAAGAGGGAGUAGGACAGUUGUGUGUGCGUGUGUGCGCGCGCGCGCGCGCGUAUGGAAAAAAUGGAUAAUUUCGACCUUUUCGGGGUUCGGAUUUGUGGAAGGCUCGGAAUUGACAUGCUUUCCUGGAAUCUGAUACCGUACGGUAACAUGAGAUAUUUCUCAAGUGUAUGCCUGAAGAAGACAAGACUUGACAAUGGCAUUUUCAUCAAAAAUACUGAUUGAGCUGUGACAUUUAGGAUUCUAAGAGUUCCAUAUUUCCUGCAAGGGGGAACAAUGGCAACAGAGAUGCAGAGGUUUGGAACAAGUGAGGAUGAUGAUGAGGAUAUGGGGUUGGGUGUGAAGGAAGAAGAUGAAAAUGACAGCAUUGAAGAGAACAACACAACAUCAAUAAUGAUGGGUGUGGAUGGGGGGCUUGCAUCAAGCAGCAACGGCAACCGGUUUCAGCAGCACCAACAAUUUCAAGAGCUACAAACUCCCCAAGCAGGGGCUCGACGGUGUAGACCACUAGAAGAGAAGGAGAGGACAAAAAUACGAGAGCGGCAACGGAGGGCAGUCACCGCAAAGAUCUUGGCAGGACUUAGAAGACACGGGAACUAUAAUCUUAGGGUUAGAGCUGAUAUUAAUGAUGUCAUCGCAGCUUUGGCUAGGGAAGCUGGUUGGGUUGUUCUUCCUGAUGGGACCACCUUCCCUGCUAGAUCACAGGGAACCAGACCUGCUGGUGGUGGCACGUCUACUACUGCUUUGACUUCAACAUCUUCAGAUAUGCCAAUGGAACAGACCCCACCUAUUUCAUUGAGAGGAAUAUGUUCUGAUUACAAGAGUCCAGUGGAAUAUAAUGCAGGUCACAUGAAAGGUGUUUUUGUGCCAUCUUCAUCCCCUUAUGAUGUAUCAUCAAGUGCCCGGUCACAGACAUCAGCCAUGGGUGGAGAUGGAGGAGCAGCAGAAAAUCAUCCUCUUAUUGGGGGCUCCAUGGACUCUGUCGAAAAUAAAAUGGUUGCCAAUAUUCCACAAAAGUUACAGGAGCGCGAUUUUGUGGGCACACCUUAUAUUCCAGUUUAUGUGAUGCUCCCAUUGGGUGUCAUCAAUAUGAAGUGUGAGCUUGUCGAUCCAGAUAGUCUGGUAAAGCAAUUAAGAGUUUUGAAAUCAAUCAAUGUUGAUGGUGCUAUGGUUGAUUGCUGGUGGGGUAUAGUUGAAGCUCAUUCCCCGCAGGAGUACAAUUGGAGUGGCUACAAGAGGCUGUUUCAGAUUAUACGUGAGCUUAAGCUGAAGUUACAGGUUGUAAUGUCCUUUCAUGAAUGUGGAGGCAACAUUGGCGACGAUGUUUGUAUCCCAUUGCCUCAUUGGGUGGCAGAGAUCGGUCGUGCCAAUCCUGACAUAUUUUUCACUGAUAGAGAGGGAAGACGUAACCCUGAAUGCUUAUCAUGGGGAAUUGACAAGGAACGUGUUUUACGAGGUCGAACUGCUGUAGAGGUUUAUUUUGACUACAUGAGAAGCUUCCGGGUCGAAUUUGACGAGUUUUUUGAGGAUGGUAUCAUCUCUAUGAUUGAAAUUGGACUAGGUCCAUGCGGGGAGCUACGUUACCCCUCUAAUCCUGUAAAGCAUGGUUGGAGAUAUCCAGGUGUUGGUGAAUUCCAGUGUUAUGAUCAGUAUUUGUUGAAAAGCCUGAGGAAGGCUGCUGAGACACGGGGACACUCUUUUUGGGCACAUGGACCAGAUAAUGCAGGUUCCUACAAUUCCCGGCCACAUGAAACCGGAUUCUUUUGUGAAGGAGGUGAUUAUGAUGGCUAUUAUGGCAGGUUCUUCCUGAAUUGGUACUCUCAGGUUCUGGUUGACCAUGCUGAUCAUGUGCUUUAUUUGGCCAAGUUAGCUUUUGAAGGAACUUGCAUUGCUGCAAAGCUAUCAGGUAAUCAUUGGUGGUACAAGACAACCAGCCAUGCUGCUGAAUUAACUGCUGGAUUUUACAACCCAUCUAAUCGUGACGGUUAUGCAGCAAUUAUGGCAAUGUUAAAGAAGCAUGACGCUGCCAUAAAUUUCACAUGUGCUGAAUGGGGCAUGUUAGACCAGCAUGUGGGCUUCUCAGAGGCACUUGCAGAUCCCGAAGGGUUAGCCUGGCAAGUUCUUAAUGCUGCAUGGGAUGUUUGCAUUCAAGUAGCCAGUGAAAAUGCUAUUCCAUGCCAUGACAGAGAAGGCUAUAGCAACAUCUUGCUAAGAGCCAAGCCUUUGAAUGAUCCAGAUGGGAGGCACUUUUGUGCCUUUACCUACCUUAGACUUGGCCCACUUCUCAUGGAAAGCCACAACUUUGUCGAAUUUGAACGAUUUGUCAAGAGAAUGCAUGGCGGGUGGGAAGGGAGUCCUGAGGUUUGGGAGCAGAGAUAUAGGACAUGAAUCAAUUUAGGGGAAGCAGUCCUUGAUCUCAUCUCAUAGCACUCCAAGGAAGAAAGGAUCUUUUGACCGCUGUAUUAUUUCUAGUCUUCCCACAAGAAUUGGUGGGGAAAUCAUAUUCUUAAUAUUGGAUCCGGAUGCACCUCUUCUGUAAAUGGAACCGAAAAUUAAAAGCAGGCUACUUCCUGGGCUCAGAUUUUCUUGCUGCCUCCCCUAACUGGGACUAGCACGUGAGUUCAUCGCGUAUCUGAAUCACUGGCGGAAAUGAGCUGGCUGGAGUUAAUAAGCAUGACGAUAAGAGUUCAUUUUGGGGUUGAGACCUCCUCGAUCCAAUUCCCGUUCAAUGGCCAAGAAUUGAUAGGAAAUGGGAAAUGAGGAUUAAAUGGAGUUGGAAAUCCAGUAUAUUUUAUGGUGGUAGCUAUAGCCUUGUAGUUAGACGGUUUAGCAGAUCGAUUUUUUGCAGUUGAAAUGUAUUUUUUUUGGUUUUUUUGUCGGCUAAACGAUGGCCCUUUUAACUUAUGGGGACUCCCUCAAAUUAUGAUGCAAUGUCACCAAUCAAAAUCUAGCUGUGCUAAAA
This is a messenger RNA of Diospyros lotus (date-plum), 3259 nucleotides long. Its product is annotated as beta-amylase 7-like. The coding region runs from base 574 to 2685 and encodes 703 amino acids. The transcript is spliced from 12 exons. Gene Ontology annotation, molecular function: beta-amylase activity. Gene Ontology annotation, biological process: polysaccharide catabolic process. NCBI's taxonomy places the organism in Eukaryota, Viridiplantae, Streptophyta, Magnoliopsida, Ericales, Ebenaceae. The record is from RefSeq and is a predicted model, not a curated record.